AUGAUGACGUCAAUUAUGUGUGAGGAAUUAGAAAGUCCAAGUGGCAAAGCUGUACGACAAUACUUCCCCUAUGUUUCCAGUGAGAGUGACUUGCAACGAUACAAAGCAAUCACACUUCAUAAGCAUCCAAGUAACGAGACGAGAGCGAGUUCGUCAUUAUCAAAUGUGCCUUCCGAUUCAGCGAAAACGAAGGAUAAUGGUUCAGCUAAAUACUUUCAGGGCACGAGAACAGGGCGAACGGGGCAUGUUGGGGAGAAAGUAGCACAGCUGAAACAAAAUGAAAUUUGUAAGCUCGACAACAAUUAA
This is a messenger RNA of Clunio marinus, 306 nucleotides long. Lineage: Eukaryota; Metazoa; Arthropoda; Insecta; Diptera; Chironomidae. The record is from the annotation of a GenBank genome assembly.